AGGACGUGGUUCUCCCAUGUAAAAGAGCCACCCAUCAGUCAAAAGCGGUGCGGACUUGGAAAAGGGCAAAAGCCCUACCUUAUUCGUCGGACUCUGAUUCGGACUCGGAGGAAGUUUCUGACUCUGAUUCCCGACCGAGUGGACCCGGUUUACUCAGAGGACUCAUCUCCUGAACGCAGUGUGACUGCGCCGCCAGCUAUUGAAGUUAGGCGGGAGGCGGACAAAUCCACUAUUUUAGACCCUCAAGUGGAACCCCUUUUUGAGCCUGAUGCCCUGCAUAACCUUCGCUUGGCUGACUGGUACCCCACUGACCAUGUGGCCAAAUACAUCGCAACUAGAGUUAGAAAACCGCUAGAUAAGGCCACGAAAAGUAAACUCAGAGCAGAGUGCCCAUGCCCUACAGUCCCUGACAUGGCCUGUGUUACCUCGGAUGUGGAUCCUAAGAUUGCCCAAUUUCUGGGAAAAUCAGGUUGGAAGGCCAAAAAGGGACUAGACUAUUCCCUGCAACACUGUCAGGACAAAGUCUUAGACGUAUUAGGGCUUGUAGCCACUAUCUUCGACAUGGUCUAA
Molecule: messenger RNA, 570 nt
Organism: Pelobates cultripes (western spadefoot toad)
Lineage: Eukaryota; Metazoa; Chordata; Amphibia; Anura; Pelobatidae
Source: the annotation of a GenBank genome assembly